Molecule: messenger RNA, 855 nt
Organism: Schistosoma mattheei
Lineage: Eukaryota; Metazoa; Platyhelminthes; Trematoda; Strigeidida; Schistosomatidae
Source: the annotation of a GenBank genome assembly
AUGCUUAAUGGACCAACUGUCCUAUUAAAAAAUAGUACAACAUCAUUAUGUAAUCCAGUAAUCAAUAAUUUAUCAUCAAGAUCAUCAUCAUCAUUAACAUCAACAAAUAAUAAUAAUAAUAAUAAUAAUAAUAAUAAUAAUAAUAAUAAUGAUAAUGAUCAAAUUAAACCUGAUCUAUCUCAAUCAUCAUCAUGUUUAUCCACUACAUUAUUUACUAAUUAUUCAAUGCAUCCAAUUCAUAAUCAUUCUAUAUACACUACAAAUCUAUCAUCAUCCAUUAACUAUGAUAAUACUACUACAUUGAAUCAUCAUCAUCAAGCAUAUCAACUAUCAGAUUCAUUAAAAAGAACCAAUUUCAAUUGUCCUAAUAAUACCUUAUUCAUUAAUCAAGUUAUAAAGGAUAAAAUUAAAUCAUCGGAACAAUUAACAUCAACUAUAAUGAUAAAAAAUGAUGACAUAAUACAGAUUAGACGAAGAUUACCACCAUUAGGUAAAAGUGAUAGUAGUGAAACUGGUCUACAAAUCAAUAAUAAUAAUAAUAAUAAUGAAACUAAUAAUAGUAUUGUUACUACGACAACUAAAAUUGUAAUUGAACCUGAUCCUAAUGACAAGAAUAGUAAUAAUAAUGACAAUAUUGGUCAAUAUAAAACUAUUGAAGAAGGUGAUAUAAGUAAUGAAGAAAUUACUAGUGGAAAAAUGUUACAAAGUCAAUCAAAUUCAGUGAACAUUGAACAUAAUGAAUUAACAAAAUCAACUUUUCCAGUCUCAUCAUAUUCUAGUCUACGUGAUAUUGAUAAUGAUCAAAUAUGUGCCGUUAUUGUCAUAAUCGAUUACCAAGUUGUACACAUCAAUUAA